CGUUCGUUCCCACCGGUUUGCGCCGCUGCUCCCCGUGCUCGCCUCUCUGCUAGACUGCCAGUCUAGUAGUCUACCACUCACUCACCAGAUCUAUCGCGCCAACGCGUCGCGGGAGCGUCGUCUCGCGGGACUUUCCUGCGCGAUCGCGACCAAGCGACGACGGUCGACGGCGAGGGAGGGAAUGUACGCCGCCGUCAGGUCCCCCACCCUCCUCCCCCAUUCCCACCGCAGUCCAUGGACGGUGGAGGGUUCCCAGAAGCAACGCGCCAGCGGCAGUAUAUAUUUUCAGGAAUGAACUAGGGUGAUGGAAUGAAUGGCACCAUCCAUGCUGCUUGCAGGACCAAGCCCACAUAAGAAAUGGCACAAUAAGACUAUUUCAUGUUUUGGUGCGAUGAUUAGUUCUAUGAAGUAUCAACCAAAAAAUCUCUGAAAUGGCAGUCUACACAAAUAGCAAGCAAGCCUUUUCAUCAAUGGGAAUGCAGGUUUUCAACAUUCGUCUUGGCCCUGCUAUAUAACUUCAACAAUGAUCUUGAGGAUGAUUACUCCAUUUCAUACAGAUGGCAAAUGCCCGUUGACUUACCAUCAUUUGUAUGUUCUGAAAGUCCAUAACUUAUAAAAGAAUGUCUUGAUUUUAGAAAUUCUCUGGUAGAUAGACAAAUAAAUGAAUAAGCAAUAUAAACCUUGUUAGACUUCGGUUCAUACUAUGUCUAUUGGUAGAUUGGUAAAUCUGUCUGCACUUUAAAUGCAUCUCUACAUUAGAUAGUGUUGGUAAGGAUGGGCAGAACCACUAACAAGGAUAUGGUGCUCAUGUAAUCAAUUAGCUCUGCAUCUAGUGUGCUGUAUUACAUUUUUCUUGCAGCUUACUCAAGAUUUCUAGCUUAUAUAACUCACCAAGAUAUAGCUGCAGAUUUGUCCAGAACUUGAAUCACAUCAAUAAAAAAUCAAGAGGUUUCAUGCCAAUGAUGUCUUUAGUGCCUUCUCAUCUAAAUUUUCCAAAGCACAUAACACUGAGUGACUUUUUUUUUCUUUUGUUACAGAACACGAUCAAUUCAUGCCCUUGUUAGAACUUAGAAGAAUGAGUUAUAUAUCUGCAGACAUCUACAUCGUUGCUGACUGUGUUCCUGGUCAUCAAUAAGCAGAGGCCAGCUGGCCUGUGGUAGUGUGGUUGGCUCAAGGAUACAGGAUGUCAAUUAGUAACUACAGGUCUGAGGAAGGAACAGCGGGUGUCCAAGCUUGGUUGGUUGGCUGGCUUGCCGGUUACAGCAAGUCAAUUAGUAACUACAGAUGGGAGGAAGGCGACGGACGGGUAUGGCUGACACGAGACCCUGUCUAACUCAUGUUUCUUUGUUCCUUCCCUCGUCAGUCGUCACUCGUCGCGUCGAGCAAAUAAAGUUACCCCUAGGGAGGAAGAAACCUGGCGGCAGAGCUCCUGCCGACGUCGAUCGGGCCAAAUGUUCACUGGUGGUCGGCAGGCGAGGCGAUCGAAGCCGUGCUGCGACAAGCUUGGGGUGAAGCGGGGGCCGUGGACGGCGGAGGAGGACCGCAAGCUCAUCAACUUCAUCCUGACCAACGGCCAUUGCUGCUGGCGCGCGGUGCCCAAGCUCGCGGGCCUGCUGCGCUGCGGCAAGAGCUGCCGCCUGCGCUGGACCAACUACCUCCGCCCGGACCUCAAGCGCGGCCUCCUCACGGACGCCGAGGAGCAGGUCGUCAUCGACCUCCACGGCAAGCUCGGCAACAGAUGGUCGAAGAUUGCUGCCAAGCUACCGGGCAGGACUGACAACGAGAUCAAGAACCACUGGAACACGCACAUCAAGAAGAAGCUGAUCAAGAUGGGCAUCGAUCCAGUCACGCACGAGCCCCUCGACCGGAAGACAAGCAGCAGCCCGGCUACAACCUCGCAGUCAGCCAAGUCCGACGAGGCGACCAAGCAGCAGAGCCCGGAGAACGAUGAUGUUGUCGUGAUGAGGGACGUGCCGGCCGAUGGUUGCAGCCCGACGGAAUCGAGCACGAACACCGUGAGCACUGGCGGAAGCAGCAGCAGCAGCAGUGGUGGCCAUGACCAAGACCCGCUGGUGAAGUGGCUCUUGGAAGAGGAGCCUCCCACCGGCGACGAGCCGUGGCUCAACUUCAGUGGCAGUGUCGAUGUGGACGAGUUCAGCAGCAUUGCCGCCGGUCCGGAGUUGUUGCCGUGGGAUGGCGCGACCGACUGGCUGCUCGACUACCAAGAUUUUGGAUUGGGGGACUCGGCGACCUUGGUCGAUGGCUACAUGGUCAACAACAGCUCAAACGGAGCAAAGCUCUAGCUAGCUAGCCCAAGAUGCCAUCUCAUCUGCUUGUGUUGCUGCCACUGCCAGUGUACGUAGAUAAGUAAUAAAAACAUUGGUAUCGAGGUGUCAAAGGUGGAUGACCAGAUCGUAGUAGGGUGAUCAGAUCAAGAGUCCUUGCAUACACUCCUGGACCUCGACCCAGGCAACUGACGGCUGGGAUGCAUUUGAGAGGAGGGUGGGGGAGGGAGGAGCACGGGCCCAUGAACCUCAAAGGGAUAAACUUUGGUGCUUGAAGAGCUUGAAAGAUGUGUUUCUUCAGAAAGAGAGGUUGUAGAAGUUAUUGCUGUUGUGUACAUGCUUGCAAUACAAAAUCGUUGCGUGAGUAGAUGUAGUUAUACUUUGGUGUAUAUAUAUUGCUAAAUUGCACCUCGUUAGGCAUUUUGUUUGCGAAUUGCAUGAGUCACUAAUUAGUGAGCAAAGAUGUGUGCUCGAAGAAGGGUGGUUGAAUUCGUUUUUUUCCGAUGAAAGAAGAAUUAUAUUA
Molecule: messenger RNA, 2808 nt
Organism: Sorghum bicolor (sorghum)
Lineage: Eukaryota; Viridiplantae; Streptophyta; Magnoliopsida; Poales; Poaceae
Product: protein ODORANT1
Exons: 6
Coding region: 1452-2303 (283 amino acids)
Source: RefSeq, a predicted model, not a curated record